Molecule: messenger RNA, 1338 nt
Organism: Adineta steineri
Lineage: Eukaryota; Metazoa; Rotifera; Eurotatoria; Adinetida; Adinetidae
Source: the annotation of a GenBank genome assembly
AUGAGUGAUGUAGAAACAAUGAAACUUCCAUUGGAUAAUCAAUAUCAAACUGUAUUAAUUCCUAAUGAUCACUGGGUUCCUGUGGCACAUAAUCGAUUGAGUAAGCGCUGUAGAAUUUUACUUGGAGUCUCUGCAGUGUUUGGUAUAACUAUGUUACUUCUCGCGCUACUUUUACACACACUUCUUAUCAAUGGCAAAUCAACAUCCUCUACAAUUACCACAACUACUACAAUCACAACCACUGAAACUACAUCAACCUCUACAAAACCACCCUCGACAACACCCAAUAGUUCUGAUCCUGUUAUGAGUAAAAUCUUUUAUGAAUUAGUAAAUACUGUUCGUCGUACAACAAUGGGUGCAUAUAUGCGACGUACUCCAUGUGAAAAUCGUGCCACAUGUGUUGAUCGAUCAGAUGAAAAUUAUAAAUGUCUAUGUUCUUUUAGUUGGCAAGGACGUCAUUGUAAUGAGAGAUUUCAAAUAACAUUUCCACAUUUUAAUCGUCAAUCUUAUUCUGAACUUAAAUUACAAAUGUCAACAAAACAUACUGAUAAUCAAUUAUUACGUAUUGAUCUUAUCUUUUUUCAUCUUGAUGAAGGUUUUCAAGGUUGUAUACAUGAAUUAUCUAUAAAUGAACGACGAUUAACAUUCAAUAAUUCUGAACAUAAUACAAUUCUUAGUACUCAAAAUAUUGAUGAAUGUGUUGCAAAUCCAUGUCGAUCAGAUAUUGCAACAUGUCGAAAUGAAACUCGUUAUAUACCAAUAAGAAAUAAUGAUGCAAAUAGUUAUAAAUCUAUAUGUGAUGCUUAUUUAUCAUCAACAAAUACUGAUUGUUUAAUAUCAUCCAUUGAUCGAUGUGCAACAAAAUCAUGUUAUUAUGAUCAACAAUGUAUUAAUGUAUAUCCAGAUAAUUAUACAUGUGUUUGUCUAAAUUGUUCAUCAGAUAACCCAUAUAUAGCAAGAUUUCAUGCAAAUAGUUAUAUUAAACGUUCAUCUCUUCAACCAGUAGAACACACAGGAAAAUUUUCUAUUGAACUAUGGUUUCUUAGUGAAAAUCCAUCAGUUAAAUUAGAUAAAAAUUCCGAUGAAAAUUUUCUAAUAUCAAAAAAACGUGAUGAUGAUGGUCAAUGCUAUCGAGUUGAAAUUGAAAGAUUUCUUCCAUAUUCAACAUAUAUUUAUAUUGGUGGUUUUCAUCGUUUAUGUAGUUAUAAUGAACAAUAUUGUCAUACAUAUAGUGGAUGUUUAAAAAACUUUUUUAUUGAUAAAUAUUUUCUUGAUUUACUUAAUGAUGAAAUAAAUCAACAAUAUUCAUUAAAACAAUGUCAAACUACCGCUGGAUAA